GCAGCUAACAUUAUCUAGCAAUACAGACAUGCCACAGAAAGACCCGUGUCAGAAACAAGCAUGUUCCAUUCAAAAAUGCUUACAAGCUAACAAAUACGUGGAGCGCUUGUGUGAGGAUGUGAUCCGAGAGAUGCGGCGGUGCUGUGAGGCUCAGGCCGGGAACUCCGUCUGCUGCUCCGGGUUCCGAGAAUCCAAGCUGGCGGAGAACAAGAGCAAGAAGACAGAACAUCUAAAUUAAAGGAAGCAUCGAGGAAAAAUCAGCAUUGCAUCAAUGCUGAUGGUCUAUAUAUUCUACAGUAUUUAUAUUAUAACUU
Molecule: messenger RNA, 314 nt
Organism: Nematolebias whitei (Rio pearlfish)
Lineage: Eukaryota; Metazoa; Chordata; Actinopteri; Cyprinodontiformes; Rivulidae
Gene: cmc4
Product: C-x(9)-C motif containing 4 homolog (S. cerevisiae)
Exons: 3
Coding region: 29-238 (69 amino acids)
Cellular component (GO): mitochondrial intermembrane space
Source: RefSeq, a predicted model, not a curated record